AUGGAUACCCUCUUCAACCCACCCUCCCUCCGGCCAGAUCAUCAUCAUCAUCCUCUCCACUCCACUCCCUCCUCCGCCAGCUCCACCACCAACCACAUCCCCCACCACUGCCUUCCCCACCAACUUCUUCCCCGCUCCGCCGCAGAAUGCUGCACCACCGCCUCCUCCUCCACCCGCUACAUGGACAGUGACGACUUCUCCGCCGCCGCCGCUGCCGCCUCUUCCACGACGCCUCCAUCGCCGACCCGCGGCGGCAGCUUCGCCCUCCCCCACCUCCCGGAUCUCGCCGUCGACCUUCACACGGCACCACCGGGGACCUGGGCGACGGAGCUCCUCCUCGAGUGUGCCGCCGCCGUCUCCGGCGGCGCCACCGCUAGGGCCAACGAGUUCAUGUGGCUGCUCAACGAGCUCUCCUCUCCCUACGGCGACACCCACCAGCGGCUCACCGCCUACUUCCUGCGAGCUCUCCUCGCCCUCUCCUCCUCGUCGGCGGAGAGCUCCCUCCGGGCCCUCGCUGCCGCCGUAGACCGGAACCGCUCCUUCGAGUCCACCCGCCGGACGGCCCUCCGCUUCCAGGAAGUCAGUCCCUGGUGCACCUUCGGGCACGUCGCCUCCAAUGGCGCCAUACUGGAAGCCCUCGACGGCGAGCCCUUCCUCCACAUCCUCGACCUGAGCAACACCUUCUGCACACAGUGGCCCACCUUCCUGGAAGCUCUCGCCACCCGCUCCGGCGACGCCCCACGCCUCCGCCUCACCGCCGUCUUCGGCGGCGCCGCUUUGCACCAGGUCGCGAAGGAGAUCGGCGCCCGCCUGAAGAAGUUCGCCCGCCUCAUGGGCAUUCCCUUCGACUUCCACGCCGUCCACCACGACGGCGACCCGGCGGAGCUCGACUUCGACUCUCUCGGAGGUGGUGGCGCCGCCGCAUCCGGCGGCGCCGGGCUGGCCGUGAACUGCGUCAACACGUUGCAUGGGGUGCCCUCCGGCGAGCGGCGGGACGCGAUGGCGGCCGCGCUCCGCCGCCUGCGGCCGAAGAUCGUGACGGUGGUGGAGGAGGUGGCCGACUUGGGGCCGGAGGGCGGCGGCGACUUCGUGAGGAGCUUCGGGGAAAGCCUCCGGUUCUUCGCGGCGUAUUUCAACUCGCUGGAGGAGAGCUUCCCGAAGACCAGCAACGAGAGGCUGGCGCUGGAGAGGGCGGCGGAGCGUGCCAUCAUGGACCUGGUGGCCGGCGAUCCGGCGAGGUCGACGGAGCGGCGGGAGACCGCGGCAAGGUGGUCGCAGAGGAUGAGGGCCGCCGGCUUCUCGCCGCUCCCUCUCAGCGACGACGUGGUGGACGACCUCAGUGCCCUCCUCAAGAGGUACCGCGAGGGAUGGUCGAUGGCGCCGCCGCCGCCGCCGCCUCCGGCGGGGACCUUUCUUCUGUGGAAGGAGCAACCGGUGGUGUGGGCCUCCGCCUGGAAGCCCACGCCGCCUCCGCACUGA
Messenger RNA from Spirodela intermedia, 1479 nucleotides. NCBI's taxonomy places the organism in Eukaryota, Viridiplantae, Streptophyta, Magnoliopsida, Alismatales, Araceae. The record is from the annotation of a GenBank genome assembly.